AAAAAAAAACAUUGAGUGACCCACAAUGAAAAUCCCAAAUGUAAGAUUUGAGGAUAUCAUGAAACCACCCCCACCACUGACUAAGGAGCAGUUUUUAAGACAACUUAAUUUAGUGCCAGUAUCAAAUUCUCCACCACAGCCGUCAACAAGUCAAUCAGACGAAUUCUUGAAUAUAAUAAACAUACCACUUAGCUCAGAAAGGGGCAAAACUUGGUUGGAGAAAGAAAAUUACCAAGUGCCGGAUGAUUUAAUUACCAAGGGACUUGAAAAAGUUGUGCCUUCAACAUCAAAAUCCUCUAAACCUAAUAAACCAAUAUAUAGGCGAAAGUACAAAUUUCCUAAAAGACAACAGCAUCAAAUGAAAAAUUAUCAUAAAAUGUUGAAGUUUUGCAGACCUCUAAGUGUUGCCUUAGAAUAUUGUGAUUUGCACAAACUUAAAGAAAAGUAUGAAAAAGAGUUGAAGGAAAAUGCUUCUAAAGAACUGGAGGGACAGCCAAAGGAAUUGACUGAGAAUGAAGAGAAAAAGAUACUAUCUAAGUCUGACAUCUUGGUGUCUCUUGAUUCUGGAGGUCAAGAGCAAACCAGUCACAAGGAGUAGGCUGGCGAUGACGGGUACCAAAGAAGCUUCCACAGAUGGAGCUGUUGAUUUGGAAACAGUUCCUCAAUGGAGUGUAAAAAAUAUGUAAUAAUAUUUAAAUUUAAUUGGUUAUUACUAUAAUAGUUGUUAUAAUAUAUGUUAAUAAAUAUUAAUUUGAGUGAG
This is a messenger RNA of Aethina tumida (small hive beetle), 760 nucleotides long. RefSeq lists its product as uncharacterized. The record is from RefSeq and is a predicted model, not a curated record. The transcript is spliced from 2 exons. Lineage: Eukaryota; Metazoa; Arthropoda; Insecta; Coleoptera; Nitidulidae. The coding region runs from base 26 to 598 and encodes 190 amino acids.